AUGCCUCAAGAAUCUUCUUUUCGAAGAUUAAAAGGAUAUCAUACCACUAGAACCUCAGCUCAACACAGCGUGUCAUCUCUUGGUAUUGAUCUAAAAAAAGAUACACUUUCCAUUUUGCAAGAUCUCUUAACUGGCAUUUAUAAUGACUUCAUGGUCAUCUAUCAACCUUACAAUCGAUCUGAUCCUACAAAUGAUGUAUCUACACAACAGAGAAUUGCUGCCAGACUUAAUGUCCUCGUACUUAUAUCCAAAAGAGUGUUUCAGGUGUUGUCUGCUAAUUCGUCAUUAAGAAUUCCACUCUUACAGGCAGUAUAUCAUAUUUUGCGUCUUCCUCUUUGGCAUUACAAUCGAUCAUUGCGAUGUUCAGCUCUACGUUGUCUACGUUAUUAUGUACACAGUGCUCAGGAUAUGGUGCUUCUUUUGAAAUGUCGUCUAGAUCUGUUAAUCUCUCGGUGUAUGGAUUUGUCUUAUUAUCAGAAUAAUGUAGUUCCAUCAAAUAAAUUAAUUGGAAAUUCCGCUUUAAGAGGAGUUGACUAUCAUCAUCAGCCUCAUCACCACCGAGCUAGAUUUGUGAUUCCGUAUGACAGUCCUACCACAGUUUCUUCACAUUGUCAACCUAGUGAACAAUCAUCUUGUUAUCGAGGAAAUGAAGGCAUAGAUCAAAUAAAUGAAUUGUCAAGAAAAGGAGUCGGUGUUACUCGUUUCCGUCGUUCUUCACCUGCUAAGGAUUAUUCUGGCAUCUCGAUAAAAUCCUCUCUGACAACUCGAAACAAUAUUGAAUCAUCUUAUAUGCCUGGUGCUACUAGUGAGCGUCCAGCUGUCCUACGUUUAAUCUACCAUCUUGUCAACCUUUCACCUCAUUUAAUUCCACCGAGUUUAAUUCACGCUAUCGCUGCACCUUGUCUAGAUGCUUUGAAUUACACAAUAAUGAGUCCAGAUGAUAAACGUGGUUUUAGAGGAGGAGGUGGUGCGGGUAGGGGUCAUGCAUGUGUUGUAACAGGUGGACUCCGACGUCGUACCUCUCCCACCGCCAUCAUUCAAUAUCCACUUUGUCCUGGUGGUGAUAUGGCAGGAAUUGGAAUGAAGUUAAACGAUACUAACUAUGAUACAGAAGUGGAUACGACAACCAUUCGUAGUUGUUUAUUAAUUCUGUCUGAAUUGGUGAUUUUAGCUCCAGAACGUUUGACAGUUGACACCAGCUCAUCGUUUGUCCGUCAUUCAAAGAUCAAGUCGCCUGCGUAUUGCUUCCAUCAAGAAAAUGAUUCUACUGCACCUGGUAAUAAUAGUAAUAAUGCAACAAAAGAACCCCUUUCAGUUGUUGGUAGAACUAUUAUUCAUGCGUUAAUGUCAACCUUCGCGUAUACAAGCACCAUGUACACGUAUCAUUCUUCACGUAUUCACGAGGCUGUAAUGCUUACUCUGAUUACAAUCCUGAAUCGUUCAGAUUAUGCUCAAUUUCUACCCAAUAGGGUUAUAUCCAAAUUUUUUGUUGCCUAUACAUCCACAUCGCAUUCAUUGUUACAUCGAAAAUCCUCGUUUGACACUUAUCCGUCAUUUACGCUCUGUGCUAGAAAUGCGCUUAUCUUGAUGUUUCGUUCAUGGCCAGGCAUUUUCCAUUUUACACGUGAUGGCGUAUCAAAUUUGAAGACACUAUUAUAUACUUUGGCUGUAGGCAGUACAGAAAACAGAAAUCAAAUCCUGGAUUUACUGUAUAGUUUAUUUCCAACAAUUCCUGUACCUCAUCCAUCUGUCAAAGACAUGGAACCGACUAUUUUGGGUCUGAUCGAAGCUUUGUCUACUGGAUCAUCGUCUCUACUACCUGUGAUAUAUGCGCCAAAUUCGAGUUCACGGAAGAAAACGAACAUUUUCACCACUCCUACUGAUGAAAUGUCAUCCCUGCCGAAAUCACGACGUUUUGUAUCUUCGAUCUUGCCUGUAAGGCGGCCAUCAUCAUCAUCGUCAUCGAAUAUUUGGGAUAUUGACGGCGGUUUUAUCGCUGCUGAAGGUUGUCGUCUAUUUUCUAAGUAUGAUUCAGUUGGAUUCGAUGUCAUGAACAAUUAUUAUGCUCUUUUGUUGGCUAUAUUGAUUCAAGCGGGGCUAUAUGAAGCUCUCAUGCGUGCAAUAUCCGAUUCGAAUCAAGUGACGUCUAUUCGUGCUGGUUAUCUUCUUGGCUCAUUGGCUUACAAAGUGGAAAGUUUGUUGCCCCAUGAACAUCCGGUAUGUAAGCGUCUCCACCAAGUUGGCCUUUUACGUCCUGAAACACCGGGAAGUCAGCUAGCUGUAUUGUGGUUAGAGCGUAUACAUCGUGUGAUGCAGUCACACGAAGCUCGUCUUCGUGACCCCUCUAAUUUCAUCAGUGUACCUUAUCAUUCACCAUUUCUGGAGUGUUUAGCCAAGCGAUCAGUUGACGCCUCCUCCUCUUCAUCUCGUCAUUCAGCGUUCACAGACCAUAUGGAACUUACGGAGGCCACUCUGGACCACUUGAUUGCCUCAUCGAACGUGUUGUCAUUCAAAGCCAAAUCUCAACACGGUCGGUUUAGUCAAUGUCAAAUGACGACCACCUGUUGUAGUAGUAAACCCCCAGAUGUUUGGGAUUGGGAUAUUUUAACCACAUUAGGUCGUCGAUUAGCUGUAACACGGACAACGUUUUCUUGGGAGUCGAAGUCACGCUCUAAAUUUUUAAGAUGUCUUAUGGAGUUUUUAACACCAGAUGAAACAUACAGAAGAGAUUUGACCUGCUCCUCGGAGAAAUAUGCUCCAGCAUUGCCUACAAUCGGACGUUCCUUAUCAGCGAUUCCCAAUAAGGCGACCAUCCUCCCUGCUGAUAGUCUAUUCAGUGUUGUCAUCAAUGGUAAUCGUAGUUGUCUCCAACAAAACCUAGACUACUGUACAAAUCUUCAAGGGAUUGACCGCUUGCUGUACAAUCGAGAGAAUAAAUUAUUUAAUAAUAAUGAUAAUAAUAUUUGUAAAGAAAGCAAUCCUAAAGAUGACAAUUUUAACCGUUUAAAUCCUCAUUUAAUCAAUUCAUCAAAUGCUAAUUUGAAUUUAGCUUGGCUUUCGCAUGAUUGGCCACAUGCAUCCGCCGCCGGAAUUCUCGCCUCUGGGCUAAUAUCACACUUAGCGUAUUAUUCUCCGACAAGUGAACCAUCGCAGUUUUUGGAUCGUUUCCUCACUGUCCUUCAUCUGUGUUUGAAAUAUACUCUGAGUAAAAUUACCACCGAUUCUUCGAUCAAUGGGGAGAAUUUACCGGAGGAGAAAUCCAGCUCUGACAACUCCACACUGAAUAAUAAUAAUAUUGAUAAUACCAAUGAUAAUGCCAAUUUAAUUCUACUCUUCACUCCAAAGUUGCUGAAUAAAAGUUGCUCCAGCCUUAUUUUAUUAGCUGCAUCCCAGCUGACUACAUCAGAUGUCGGUGAAUCGCGUCUAGAGAAGAGUGAUCUAUGCAUCGAUUUUCAAAGUAUCUUAAUGUUUCCAAGCAAGUUGAAAAGACAUGGGACGUCUGUGACAACAGACAGUCAAAAGUACUUUUUAUGCCAUGCUAAAGUUAUUCUCUCUAGUCUGGAUUAUUCUCGUCCCAGCAAAAUGAGUCGUAUGCUGCUGACAACUGCAGCUAUUCAGGGGAUUAGGGCUUUACGAAUAUACACGAUUCGAUUGAUUCGGCUGUUGUUUCGUCUGAAACUACCAUUUCUAGCCAGUUGGUGCAUAGAUUUGGUUGUAAAGUUAUGUAUGGAUCCUUCAAAGAAAGUACGUCGUCUUGCAUUGUGUUUAUUAGAAGAAUUAUGUUGGGAUCCAGCGAAUGUACAAGCUUUGUCACAGAAUAUUCUACAAAGAAAUAGUCAAAUGAAAGACAAACGAAGCAGUAUUUUGACAUGCUUUGCUGCCUAUCUGCUGAAUACAAGCACUGGUCCAAUUGGGCAUAGAAUAUUUUCUAGAGUCCUGUCUAUUACAAAUGUAUUUGAUCAAUUGUAUAUGCAUAAGAUAAUCAAACAGCCAAAUUCAUUGGUUGGUUAUUUUUAUGAUGCACGUGAAAGGAAUAAUAAUAAUAGUAAAAUGAAGAAGAAUUGUCGUGUUCCUUCAGACAAUCCACACGAUGAUUUCAUCGACACAUCACCCGAUAAUGAUAAAUUAUCUAGUGUUAUCAAUUUUACUCCACGUCCUCCUGGUGAUGAGAAUGAUGAUGGUCAUGAUGCUGAAGCGAACGAUACCAAUGGGGAAAAUGGUCAGGCAAGUAUUCUAUGCGAUCCGAUCAACUGGAUCCUAGAUAUUGCGAAAAAGUAUUAUAAUGAAGCCUAUGCCAAAGAUAUGGAUACCCGCCUGACAUCGAUGUUUGUUACCUAUGAAACACGAAAAUCGACGAAUGCCUCCUACGGUAAUGAUGAAUCAGAUUCAAAAAACUCACUGUUGCCAGUCAUCAGUAUCAUAGGAUUGGAGAAAUCGUCCUAUGUGAAUUUUACAACAGACAAUGAUGAGAAUGAUCGUGAUCGUGAUCAUGAUGAUGAUGAUGAUGAUCUUGAAGACGGUGUUGAUCAUCCAAGUAAUACAGAGUUCACUUUUGAAGAUAAUUACUUCAUUGAAGGAGCUGAUAAUAAUGUUGAUGAUGAUGAUGGACGUGGCACUUAUUAUUUACCGCCUCCAUUAUCGACUGCUAGAUCGGUUUCUUGUCAUCAACUAUCGAAUGGUUGCGAUAGCUAUCAUUGUCUAGCCCUUUUAAAACAUCCCUAUGGAUGCUUAGCUGAACAUCGCCAUGGAAUUGAUUUAUUGGAUAAGAGAAUGGAUUUGGAGCUUGCUGUUGCAAAUAUACGUUCAUAUGAAUCUCGAUUAUCCAGCAGAAGUACUACUACUAUGAUGGAUGAAAAUUUUGAAAAGUCUUCUAUCAAUGAUACAAAUACACUACUUAAACUGAAAGCUGAUAUGUGGGCCUUAGCACACGCUUGUUCAACGUCUUUUGGACAGUUAUGGUUAUCUAAACAUCCAGAGCUGGUGAAACUAUUCACUAAUCUUACUCUUCACUCGAAUACAAUGAGUGUUAGAGCAAUUGCAUGGAUUUGUUUAAAUUUAAUUACUUCCUGUCCUAAUGGAUAUUUUCGAAGGUGCAAAGGUUCUUCAAUUUCUGCAAAAACUCAACAGGCAUGCAGUGAACCUUUAGAUUGUGAUGAGUUGACAAAUGAUUGGCCAUUCAUCCCAUAUAUUGAUAACAAUAAUAAUAAUAAUAAUAAUAAUAAUAAUGUGGGUAGUAAUAGUAACAAGAAUAAUGAGAAUGAGAAUGUUAACUCCAACAACCUGGAGUUUCACACAACCCUCCAGUCGAGUACACAACUUGAUGCAGUGAAGUUUGACCAAGAUGCGUUUCAGUCUAACAACGGACUACUUUCUGAUGUAUACGAUGUCGUUGGUCCAUCAGUUCAUUACGAAACUGAGCACAAAACAGAUAAACACGUUGUUGUUGACCGAAAAUCUUCGAAACCGUCCAUUCGAAGUCAAGUAAUUGAAAAUUUCAAUCGUUCACGACGUCGCUGGUGGUUUCAUCGUCAUUGUUCACCUAAUCAUAGACGUUUUUCUCCGCCGGCCUGUGAAUCAUCGUCUUGUUUUUCAAGUAAUCCACAGCAGCAACAACAUCACAUAUCAUGCAAUAGGUCGAAUCAUUCAUCGUUAACCUCAUCAUCACAAUUUCCUGCAUUCACUUGUGAAAUACCACCACAUGGAAACAGCAGUUUGUUAUCUUCCAGCCAACAGCCUUAUUUAACAUGGACACAUCGAAAUUGUAUACAACACCGACAAACUGUCCUAACUGCACCACUGCCGUCAAGUCGAUUAUCUCCUGUCUGUGAUCGUGAUACGAUGAACAAUGACAAUAACAACAAGUCGAUCAUCGAUCAUUCAUGGACUUCAUCAGCUGAUGUAUACCUUACAAAUAAACGUCAAUUGAUUUGUCUUCCGAAAGAUAUACAUAUUCUUGGAAACAAGAAGUCCACUACAGUGGAAAACACCGAUCAGUUCAUUCAGCAAUCACCAAUGUUUGCUAAUCAAUCAUUCACUUGUAGACAAUUCGAUCAUCUACGCUGUUCAAUGGCACUAUCGAAUGCACAGAAAUCUUCCUCUAAACCUUCCAGAUCUUUCAUUGAUGUUGCUGUUGAUGCUCAAAUGUUAUUGUCUGCAUAUAGCCAGCGGAAAUGCUCCUCUACUUUAUCGUCUAUACCAGCGGAUGAAAUAUCAGUGGAUACAUCGAAUCCAGACGGUGUGAUCAAUAGUGGUACUUCAGAUAACGAGAAUCAACUGUACUCCUCUGAUAGUAUCCAAGUUACUGGUACUUCAAAUUAUUCAUCGUCUCAUGAUGAUGAAACUAGUCGAAAGGUUUCUCUUAAAUCGGAUGAAUUGAUGAAACAGAUUUCAGUACCACCUUUAUCUUCGUCCAAUUCCUUGCCACCGUCCGAGAGCUGUUUGCUUCAUAAAGACGCCGAAUCAAGGCCUCCUCCUCCUACUGAGGGAAAAUUGGAUGUGAUCAGUAAUUGGCUCAUUUCCUCUGAUGAUGUGAAUAAGACAAAUUUAGCUACUAGUGAAAAUAUCAAACUGUCAUCUCAUAAUAACACUCCAACUGAGACGUUAAUGUAUCCUAACACUCCACUGGAUCCUUCGCCAAUUCUGAACACUGCGAAUGAUACUGAUAGUGAGGACGAUAAGGCUAAUAAUAAAGCAGCAAGUGGUGGUAAAUCAUCCUGUCACCGCCAAUCAAGUGGUUUCAGUCCUGAUGGUUGUCUUUCCCUCUCCUGCUUGGCAUCUCUCAAUGUUGAUAACGACUGUCAAUGUGAUGAAGCAGUCCUAACAGAACAAGACAUCUGGUAUAAUCAGUUAGUAGAUUCGAUAUGCAGUUUAAUGCCGAGUGUAUUUUCAUCAUCUCGUGGGGAUACUGGAUUAGAUCAUCUGAUAAAAAAGGCUGUAAAGGUUCAACAGACUUCAAAAGGCGCCAUUCAACUUUUCAAUGCUUGUACAUAUACACUUAUCGCUGAUCUCCUCGGUGCGUAUACUUUUUCACGACAAGCUCGUACCAAGAUUCAGUCUGUCUUCCUUUGCUUCCAACUUGAUGAGCUACUGGUGGAUGCAAAUAAUUCUUUAACUGAAUUGGAGAAAUAUUUAACGUCAUCAAAUCGGUGA
Messenger RNA from Trichobilharzia szidati, 7149 nucleotides. Lineage: Eukaryota; Metazoa; Platyhelminthes; Trematoda; Strigeidida; Schistosomatidae. The record is from the annotation of a GenBank genome assembly.